Messenger RNA from Grammomys surdaster, 3696 nucleotides. It is a transcript of the gene Irs4, whose product is annotated as insulin receptor substrate 4. Gene Ontology annotation, cellular component: plasma membrane; cytosol. Gene Ontology annotation, molecular function: phosphatidylinositol 3-kinase binding; insulin receptor binding. The transcript has a single exon. Gene Ontology annotation, biological process: insulin receptor signaling pathway. The record is from RefSeq and is a predicted model, not a curated record. Lineage: Eukaryota; Metazoa; Chordata; Mammalia; Rodentia; Muridae.
AUGGCGAGUUGCUCCUUCGCUGGCCACCAAGCGCUAAGGAGACAGAGAGCCUAAGCAGCAGCAACAGCAGCAGCAGCAGCAGCAGCAGCAGCAGCCUCCGCAGCUCUAGCAGCAGUGGCGACCACCCCGCAUCUUUCCUCGGGAACCUCAACCGCACUCAUUGGGACCGGGUCGUCCUGUCCGGGAGCCAUGUGGCUCUCCCCAGCCACUGGCUCCCGGUCAGACUCCGAGUCCGAAGAGGAGGACCUCCCCGUCGGGGAAGAAGUCUGCAAACGCGGCUACCUGCGGAAGCAGAAGCAUGGGCAUAGGCGUUACUUCGUGCUCAAACUGGAGACCGAAGACGCUCCGGCUCGGCUCGAAUACUACCAAAAUGCCAGGAAGUUCCGGCACAGUGUCCGCGCCGCGGCGGCUGCAGCAGAGGCGGCUGCCUCAGGUGCUGCGGUCCCCGCGCUCAUCCCACCGCGGCGCGUGAUCAUCCUGUACCAAUGCUUCUCUGUGAGCCAGCGCGCCGAUGCCAGGUACCGAUAUCUCAUUGCCCUUUUUACCCAGGACGAAUACUUCGCGAUGGUGGCCGAAAACGAGUCGGAACAAGAAAGCUGGUACUUGCUCCUCAGCCGCCUCAUCCUCGAGAGCAAGCGCCGCCGCUGCGGCACGCUAGGCGCGCAGCCGGAAGGAGAGCUGGGAGCCCUGGCGGCCGCAGCGGUGUCGGAGCCACCCUUCUACAAAGAUGUGUGGCAGGUAGUAGUGAAACCCAGGGGGCUGGGGCACAGAAAAGAGCUGAGCGGCGUGUUCCGGCUGUGUCUUACAGACGAAGAGGUGGUGUUUGUAAGGCUCAAUACCGAAGUGGCCACUAUGGUCUUCCAGCUGCUGAGCAUUCGUCGCUGUGGGCACUCAGAGCACUUUUUCUUCUUGGAAGUCGGCAGGUCCACUGUCAUCGGUCCAGGGGAGCUGUGGAUGCAGGUGGAUGACUCCGUGGUGGCCCAAAAUAUGCAUGAGUUGUUUUUGGAGAAGAUGCGAGCCUUGUGCGCAGAUGAAUACAGAGCCCGAUGCCGCACCUACAGCAUCAGUAUUGGCGCCCACCUGUUAACCCUGCUGUCCGCUAGGAGGCACCUGGGCUUGCUCUCGCUGGAGCCCAGCGGCUGGUUCAGAAGAUCUCACUUUGAGCAGCUUUGCCGCCUCAGGGCUAUCGGCGGCAGGGAAGCAGAGAUGCUAUUCACCAGGCGCUUCAUCGCACCCAGAGAGCCUCCACCUCCCUUCAGGCGAGGAAGAGGGCACCUGCCCAGAGCCCGCAGGUCCAGAAGAGCCGCGUCAGUACCACCCAGCCUUUUCCGACGCUCAGCACCUAGCCCGGGACGUAUCCCCCAGCCUGAAGAUGCCCCCAACGACAGAGCCUGUGAAGCCUCAGGUUCCAGCUCUGGCAACACUGAAGAAAAAGACAAGGAAGGUGAGGAAGGAAACGGAGGUGAUUACAUACCUAUGAACAACUGGGGCUCAGGAAAUGGCCGGGGCUCAGGAGGUGGACGGGGCUCAAGUGGCCAAGGCUCCAGUAGCCAGAGCUCAGGUGGGAGACAGGGAUCUGGAGGUGGCCAGGGCUCAGGAGGCCAGAGUUCAGGAGGCCAGGGUGCUGGAGGAAACCAGUGUUCAGGAAAUGGCCAGGGCAUGGCAGGUGGCCAUGGCUCAGGUGGAGGUGGCCAUGGCUCAGGUGGUGGUCAGAGACCUGGAGAUGGUCGUGGGUCAGAUGGUGGCAAGAACUCGGGAGGGAGCAAAGGCUCAGGAAGUGGGAAAAAUUCUGACGAUGGUGACCGUGGAAAAUCUGUGAAGAAAAGAUCCUACUUUAGUAAAUUCACUCAAAGCAAGCAGCAGCAAACGCUGCCUCCACCCCCGCCGCCACCACCAGCAGCUGGAGCAACUGGUGGCAAAGGAAAGUCUGGGGGAAGAUUCCGACUUUAUUUUUGCGCAGACAGAGGCACAAAAGAACGCAAAGAUGCCAAAGAGGCCAGAAAUAGAGAGACCCCAGAAGGUGCAACCCGGGGGCCUCACAGAGCCAGAGCUUUCGAUGAAGAUGAGGAUGACCCAUAUGUGCCAAUGAGGCCAGGGGUGGCUGCUCCUCUUGCGUGUUCCAGUGAUUACAUGCCAAUGGCUCCUCAGAAUUCCUCUGCUUCAACAAAGCGUCACUCUAGGUCACCCUUUGAAGACUCCAGAGGGUACAUGAUGAUGUUUCCCAGAGUGAGCCCACCACCACCUGCUCCAAGUGCUCCGAAAGCACCAGAUACUAAUAAAGAGGAUGACUCAAAGGACAAUGACAGUGACAGUGAUUACAUGUUUAUGGCUCCUGGAGCAGGUGCGAUUCCUAAACAUCCUCCCAAUCCUCAGGGAGGCUCUUCGUCCAAAAGUUGGAGCUCUUACUUCUCUCUGCCAAGUCCUCUUCAGAGUUCACCUUUGGGACAGAGUGACCACAGUGAGUAUGUUCCGAUGUUACCUGGGAAAUUCCUGGGGAGCGGUCUAGACAAAGAAGCCUCCUUUAGCCAGGGCACCAAAGAUAUAUUUUCAAAGCCUUCAACUGAGAGGUCAUUCUCAAAGCCUAAAGAUAAGGGGUCAUCUGCAAAGCCUUCAGAUGAUGUGCCCUCAGUCAACAAAGCUAAAGAACCUAAUGCCACACAGGAGCAGAGAGAAGCUGACAGCUCCCGUGACUAUAACAACAUUCACUUUAUUAAGAGAGAGCGCCUUGUGCUAGCUCCCUCUGCUCGAGGACUGCCACACUUGUGGGGCGUAGUUACUGACCCCAGACCCACAGCUUUUUCUAGCUACCUGAAUGUUGAAGUCGGGGUGCCCUUUCCAAAUCCAACAGUCGGCCCCUCAGAUAUUUUAAGAGUUCUACCAGGUGCCAACUCCAUCCCGCUAGCCGGUGCUAGGAGGCCCUUUCGUCUUUUCCCAGGCAAUGUUAUAGGUAGCAUCGUGGAAGUGGGUGAAUACGUUGAAGUAACUGUAAACCCAGUGGAAGUGGGUGAAUACAUUGAAGUAGUUUUCAACCCAGCGGUGCCUUUUGCGGACAGUGCCAUUUGCUAUGAUGCUCAAACCGAUGAAAUCUAUGUAGUUGACCCAUUUUCUGAGUGCUGCAUGGAUGCUUCUCUCUCUCCCGGUCGAUGCGCUGAACUGCCACCUGUAGCUAGGCUGCUGCAGGGGGAAGUGCAGGAGAGAAGACGCCCACAAAGCCGCUCCCAAAGUUUAUUUGCCAACAUUCGAGGCGCUAUCUCGGCUUCCUCUACUGACAACUUGGACAGAGACUUUCCCGCAGCGUCUGCGGUGUUUGCUGCUCCAGCUAGGGCGCCCCGCUGGGCAGUGAGCCGGGCUUUAGCAGUGGUCUCUGCGCUCGCAGCGGCCCCCAGCUUUGGCGAAGUCUUUGCCGACCUCUACUCCCCUGCAGGAGUUGACUCCGCCUCCACUCGCUGGUUCCAACCUGUUGCUAAUGCUCGUGGUGCCCACGCUGUGAGAGAGGUCCAGGACUUUGCCGCAGGCUGGAAUCCUGGAGCCCUUAACCACGCUGCCAGAGGUGGAGACCUGGCGGCUGGCGCAGCUGCUCCCCCACCGCCACCUCGCCAGCGUCGGGUGCUGAGACCCCGAGAGAGAGCAGAUUUUGAGGACAACGACGAUGACAUUUACGUGAGAAUGGACUUUGCCAGACGUGACUACAAGUGA